Molecule: messenger RNA, 4794 nt
Organism: Diceros bicornis minor
Lineage: Eukaryota; Metazoa; Chordata; Mammalia; Perissodactyla; Rhinocerotidae
Gene: CLEC2D
Product: C-type lectin domain family 2 member D
Exons: 5
Coding region: 3402-4013 (203 amino acids)
Cellular component (GO): external side of plasma membrane
Source: RefSeq, a predicted model, not a curated record
CCUACACUGAAAGAAAUAUUAAAAGGAGUUCCUCAAGCAGAAGGAAAACGAUUCCAGAUGGAAACAUGGAAAUGCAGAAAAGAAAUGAAGAGCCAUGGAAAGGGUAAUAUAAAUGAAUGUUGAUUCUACAAAACAAUAAUAAAAAUACCUUGAGAAGUGUAAAAAUGAAACUAGAAUCAAAUUCAUAACAUCAAUAAAAAAUUGGGAAAGAAGUAAUUUGUGUUAAAGCACUCUAGGGUCCUAGUAUUUCUUGGGAGUGGUAAAGUGCUAAGAUAUAUUAGAGAACAUGAAGUCAAGGAUACUAUUUUAAUCUUAGAAUAAUCACUAAAGCAAUAGUAAAAUAAUGGUGAGCUGGUUGACAUAGAGAACAUGCUAACCAAUAAUGAGAAUACACAUUUUUUUCUAGGGGAUUUGAAAUGCCUAGUAAAAUUGAUUACAUUCUAGGCUAUAAAGCAAGUUUUAAUAUAUUUUAAGGGAUUGAAAUAAUUCAAAGUAUUUUUACCAACCGCAGUGGACUUAAGAUAGAUAUCAGCAAUGAAAAGAUAAUUUAAUAAUUCAAAUAUUUGAGAGUUAAACAAUACACUUCUAGAUAACCCCUUGCCCCAAAAUAGAAAUUAAAAAUAUUUUAAGUGGAUAAAAUAAAAACAAGAUACAGUUGAACCUCAUUAUUCAUAAUUGUAUUGAAAAUUCACCUAUUGGCUAAAAUUUAUUUGUAACUCCAGAAUCAAUACUUGGGAUGCUUUUGUAGUCAUGUGAGGAUGCAUGCAGAGCAGUGAAACAUUUGUCUCUCAACAAGCACUUUCCCAGUUGAGGUUGAACACGAUAAUGCUCCCCUUCUCAGUUCAGCCCUCAUUCUGUAAAUAGUUGUCCUUUUUGCCAUCAAGUUAGUGCCAUAUUUUUUUUUCUUUUUCAUUUUUGUGCUUUUUGUUGGUGAUUUCACUAUUUACAAUGGUCCACAAGCAUGGGGCUGAAGUGCUGUCUAGUGUUCCUAAAUGAAAGACAACUAUGAUAUGCCUUAUGGAGGAAAUAUGUGUGUUACAGAAGCUUUGUUCAGGUGUGAGUGAGUUCUAGUGCUGUUGGCCGUGAGUUCAAUGUUAAUGAAUUAACAAUAUAUGUUAAAUAAGGUGUCCUUAAACAGAAACACACAUAAAGCAAGGUCAUGUAUCGAUUGGUUGAUAAAGACUCUGUGACUAGAGGAUCAUGGGAACCUAACCCUGUAUUUCUUCUAGGAGUAAUGGCUCAAUAUUCAUUAAUUCAGUGUUCUUGGAAAUUUUAUAGAACAUAUCUACCACAAAUAAUGACAAUCAACCUAUAUCAAAACUUGCAGGAUUUAAUUAAUAUUGUGCCUAUAAAGAACUUUAUAACCUUAAAUGCACAUAUUGGUAAAGGAGAAAGGAUGAAAAUCAAUGAGCAAACUGUCUAUCUCAAAAAGUGAGAUAAAAAAGAGCAAACCGAGGGGCCGUCCUGAUGGCAUAGCCGUUAAGUUCACGUGCUCCGCUUUGGCGGCCCAGGGUUCACAGGUUCGGAUCCCGGCAUGGACCAUUGCACUGCUGUCAAGCCAUGCUGUGGCGAUGUCCCAUGUAAAGUGGAGGAAGAUGGGCAAGGAUGUUAACCCAGGGCCAAUCUUCCUCAGCAAAAAGAGGAGGAUUGGCAACAGAGGUUAGCUCAGGGAUAAUCUUCCUCACACAUGCACAAAAAAUAAAAAUAAAUAAAUAAAACAGCAAAUUGAACCCCCCAAAAAACAAAGAGGAAAAUUUAAAGAUCAGAAAUUAAGACGAUAAAAAAGAUAUGCAAUAGAGAGAAUUAACCAAAGAAAAAACUGGUUCUUUGAAAAAAUAAAUGAAAUGGAAAAAUUAAUAAAUCUACUAAAGCUCAGUAUAAGCAAACCCUAUCACUCAGCAGUUCCCCUCCCUCAGUAUACACUCAACAGAAAGGUGUACAUAUGUUCACCAAAAAAACUUGCACACAAGUGUUCAUAGCUGCUUUUUCCUAAUAGCCAGAAAAUAGAAGCAACCCAAAUGCCCAUUAAUAGCAGACAAAUACCCAGAUAAAUAAUGGAUAAGUAAAUCUACUCAGCAAUAAACAUUAACAAACUACUGCUAUGCCUAACAACACAGAUAACUCACAGACAUUGUGUUGAGAGACAGAAUCCAGACACAAAAGAUAGCAUGUUGUAUAAUUCUAUCUAUAUACAGUCCAAGACUAGCCAAAAAUAAUUUCUGGGGUCACAAGUUAGGACAGUGAUUAUACUUGGGGGUAAUGAGUGUGACAGGGCACAAGGAGGACAUAUAUGUUUUAUAUCUUGAUCUGGGCACUUGUUAUACUGCGUGUCAAAUUUUAAAACAUUUGUUCACUUAUGAUUUAUGCACAUUUCUUUAAGUUAUAUUUUACUAAAAAGUCUCCUUACAGAAGUUUAUAAACAAGAAAGAGAUAAAUCUGCUAAGAUGCUACUGUUAGUGAAGAGUCUCCUGGCUACUAAUAUUCCAGUGGGAGCACCUUUUUCAGCCAGAGUUUAUAUAAGAACUACAUAUUUUUCAUGUCCAUUUUUUAAUAACAUCGAGUUUGGGGAGCAGCUUUUGUAACAGCAACUUCUUGAAAUAUCUCAAAAAGUUCUAGAGUAGCUGGAGUUGUAGCCAAAUUAGUAAUGGCACUGCAACAAACCUGUAAUUUCCAGAGCAGAGGAGAAAGAUUUCUCUUGGGUCAUUCAUGCGGCAAAGGGCCACCAGUGAGUGAGGGAGGAUGGAGACAGAGGCAGCUGCUGUGAGGGAGUUGAGUCUGUUGAGUCUGUUCACUCUUAUUUUUAGUUUAAUCAUCACUCUACUACAGAGUCAUUUUCUGACUCCUCCACACGAGGUUAGAUUUCUCAUUCUUGAUGUUGUCACAAUGACUUUUCUGUAUGUGUCUUAUAGGUCAAUGAUAAAACAGACUACUCAAGCAUGCUGAGACUUAAGAAGUCUUUAGAUAAAGACACUGCUUGUACCUCUUGAAAAUGUUUUUUUGAAGGAGAGUGAGCUCUUGGGAAUGAAUUUUGAGAUUAGAGUUGCCGUUCUUUUUAUUUGUCUAAUAGUCACUUCCUCUGAGAACCAUCUCAUUCCUCUCAAUAAAUUCUUAUUUUCUUUGCUUAAAUUAACAAGCAUUUUUUUGUCUUACAACAAAAGUACUAUUAGCGAAUUAGCUUCAAUGUCUACUAAAAAAUCCUUACAAACACCAGUCUAUUCUUUUAGCUUAUGACUCUGUGGCCGUUUGCUUCACAGUGUUUCUCUUUCACUCCUACUCAUAUGUGGCUUAAAAGUUUGACAUUUUUGGUUAUUGAGGAAGUCUUAAAGAAAAUUUUGCUGGUUUUUCUUUUUCAGAUCGUUCUUGGAGUUGAGAAUUCUUGUUGACUGUGGUUUCACUUGCUCAUGAAAACUGAAGGCAAAAUGUAUAAUACUAACAAUGUGGAACAAGAUUUCAUACCAGGUGAAUUUCUGGCAAAUCGAGGUUAUCUGCCUUCAAAAAAGCAUUCCAGUAAAGUUAUCCCAAAUCUGCUCUUGGUUUUGGUCAUGUGUCUAAUAAUAGCGUGUGGAGCGACUACUGCUUUGUUAGUAACUAGAACUAUAUGCAAUGAAAAGCCAUCAGAAUGUCUUGAAGCUGCUUGCCCAGAAAGCUGGAUUGGUUUCCAAAGAAAAUGUUUCUACUUCUCUGAUGACACCAAGAAUUGGACAUUCAGCCAGAGGUUUUGUGACUCACAAGGUGCAAAUCUUGUUCAGGUUGAAACUCUCCAGGAAUUGGAGUUUCUAUUGAGGUAUAAAGGCCCCUCUGACCACUGGAUUGGGUUGAGCAGAGAACAAGGCCAAUCUUGGAAAUGGACAGAUGGCACUGAAUGGACCAGAUGUUUUCCAAUCACAGGAGGAGGGGAGUGUGCCUAUUUGAAUGAUAAAGGUGCCAGUAGUGCCAGGCGCUACACGGAGAGGAAGUGGAUUUGUUCCAAACCGGACACCUAUGCCCAGAUGAGGAGUCAAAGCCCUAACUGAUAUAUGUAUAUGUAUAUGUAUAUAUGUGUGUAUAUAUAUAUAUACAUAUAUAUAUAUAUGUAUAUAUAUAUAUAAUUUAUAUACGAGGGAGGGGAGACAAGAAGAAGACUUGUAUUUCACUGAAGUGGAAUCAAAAGAUUGUACAAUGAAAUAUUAUUCACAAAAUUAUUUCUAGUAUAAUUCUGAGUAAACACCUUGACAGGCAAUAAACAUCAAAUAUGUUACAGUUACCUCUUGUUCCUUAGGGUUAAUUCCAAUUACGUAAAAGAGAAUUGGCAUUCUGUUUUCAGUAAUUGCUCUUUUGAAAUUAGUGUUUUACCACAAUAUGUGUGAAAAUACUUUUAAAACUGUAAAGUGGCAUAUUAUUAAAAUAUACCUAAAUCAAACUAAAACAUAAUUCAUUUUCUACUUUGUAGUAUGUAGAAUCAGAUUGACAUAUGAAAUGUGAUAUUUUAUACCUUUGAAAUCUUUAGAGGGAUAGAUGUUUCCAAAACUCAAAACUACUAUUGAGAGACUGAAACACUGACCAAUGUUAAAAUUCUAUUAUCAUGUGCAAGAAAUAUCAGAAAUCAAAAAUAGUAGCCUCUGGUAAGGCAAGAAGUAAGGAGGCCUGUCACUUUCUAUACUACUGUGUAACUUAUUUUUUUUAAAUAAGUAUGUACAUGUACUUGCUAUGUAUAUUUUUUUAAAAAAAGGAAAAAUAGAAAUUUUUACUAAUUUAAAAUCCAUAGGUAUCUGAUUUCUUGGCUGUGCUAAGGUAAAAUUCGAUAGUACCAAAAUA